Messenger RNA from Enterobius vermicularis (human pinworm), 387 nucleotides. The record is from the annotation of a GenBank genome assembly. NCBI's taxonomy places the organism in Eukaryota, Metazoa, Nematoda, Chromadorea, Rhabditida, Oxyuridae.
UUGGUAACAGCUUGUCACCCAGUAAAACCGGAAAAGUUCUAUAUAAACCAUCAGGUCGAUGGGAAGUGCUACAAGCAACUUCCAGUGCAAGUGAAGGGACAAGUUGUAUUUGUGGUUCCCAGUACACAUGACAUCAACCUACAAUUGCCAGAAGUCAGUUACCCCUGGAAACCGCCUCAUAAAAAGCACUUAAGCACCCCAGAAAUUGGAGCAAACAAGUUCACAGCUGAACACGCAUUGUUCACAGGAAACAAUCUUCCCGACUUAGAACACGAAUGGAUAAAACUAGCCAUCGACCGUAUGCAGAGGAAAGGGCUGGACGAAAUCACAAGACAGGCUUCAGACCCUCUCAAACAAUGGGCAACCAGCACAGAAGAGUUCCUUUAA